AUAAAACAACUUCUUAACCAAGAGACGAAAAACAUUCAUAACUUCUUUUUAAAACAAAGAGAUUCUCCUCCACUUUAAGGAGGACUCGGGCGAUACAUUUAGAACUAGAAGGGUGGCUUUUUACUUCUAAUUAGGUCCCAUUCGAAUUUGUUGACACUAUUAACUCAAUUUACAAAUUAUAUAUGUUUUAAGGUUUUAUGAAGAAAAACAAAAAGAAAGAAAGCUAAAACACUGCAAUUGUAAAGUGAAUCGUGGAUUUUGGUAUCAAAGCCCUUCAUCAAAGCUCAACAGAAAUCCAAAGGCCCAAACUAAAAGCCUUCGUCUUAGCUUGUUCCUUGUUGUUCUUUCCUUCAAAAACAGAGCCACCUCAACCCAACAGCAUUCGUUCCUUUUUGGCUCCUAACAACUCUGCCAUCGUAAAUUCAGCUCAGUUUUACAAAAUGAGUUGAAGAAUACUCGGUGUUGGAGAUGGCGAGGAGAUCUCCAAACUUGUUCCUAAGAAAGCACAGAAGAUGGCCGAUUUCCACUUACAAAACCAAAUGGCACCAAACUUUCACCCAAAAACAAGCCAUGAAAUCCUUCAGACAACUCGUAGCAGUAGCAGUAGCCCAACAUAACCCUCUUCAACCAAACCUUCUCUUCUCUCUUAUACGCUCUUUUAGCAUCUACAACGUUCACCCUACCCCUCAAGCCUUUCAUUUUCUCAUCAAAAUCUUGCUCCAAAAUCGCCACUUCAGCCACAUUCCUUCUGUGCUCCAUCACCUGGAACACAUCGAAAAGUUUCAAACACCCGAGUACAUUUUCGCCGACCUCAUCAAAACCUGUGGCAUUGCUAACAGAAUUGAAGAUGCAGUUAAUAUUUUCUACAGAAUACCCAAGUUCAGGGGCGUCCCUUCUGCCUACUCUCUCAAUUCUUUACUCGUACUUCUUUGUAGAAAUCAAUACGGCCUUAAGUUGGUUCCUCAGGUUCUGUUAAAGAGUCUGGUUAUGAACAUAAGAGUCGAAGAAUCAACUUUCCGUAUAUUAGUUAGCGCUCUUUGUAGAAUGAACAAGGUUGCUUAUGCUAUUGAGAUUCUACAAUGUAUGAUAGACGAUGGCCUUGGUGUUAAUGAUAAAGUUUGCUCCCUUACACUAUCAUCAAUUUGUGCUGAGGUGGAUUUGGAUGGCCAAGAUGUUAUCGGGUUUUGGUGGGAAUUAAAAAAGCUUGGGUUUUGUCCUGCAAUGGGUGACUAUAAUAGCGUGAUUAGGUUUCUGGUGAAAAAAGAGAGAGGAUUGGAUGCUCGGGAUGUUCUAAAUCAAAUGAAAUCCGAUGGAAUAAAACCGGGUAUUGUUUCUUACACCAUGGUCUUAAAUGGGGUAAUUGCAGAAGGGGAUUACAUGUUGGCAGAUGAACUGUUUGAUGAAUUGCUUAGGUUGGGUUUGGUUCCGGAUGUUUAUACUUACAAUGCCUAUAUAAACGCUUUAUGCAAGCAAAACAAAGUUGAAGAGGGAAUCAAGAUGGUAGCCUGUAUGGAGGAGUUGCGGUGCACACCUAAUGUGCUCACAUAUAAUACCUUAUUGGAGGCGAUUUGUAAGGUUGGUGAGGUAAGUAGAGCAAUGGAGCUUGUUAAAGAGAUGAAAUAUAAGGGCAUUGAAAUGAAUUUGGUUUCAUAUACGGUAAUAAUUGAUGGUUUGAUAAGUAAAGGUGACAUUCUUGAAGCAUGUGAUUUGGUGGAGGAAGUGUUGUGUAAGUGCUUUUGCCAUCAGAGUUUUACAUUUGAUGAGGUAAUCUGUGGUCUGUGCCAAAGAGGGUUAGUUUGCGAGGCACUGGAAUUGCUCAGGAAAAUGAUUGACAGGAAUGUUUCUCCUGGGGCUAGGGUUUGGGAAGCACUACUCAUUAGCUCUGAACCUAUACUCAAAUUUUCCAAGACCAAUUUGAUUGAUUUGGUAAAUCCACUUUGAAUAAUCUUGCAAGUAACGAGAGAGGUCUACCAACCUUAUAUAUCCCAUAUGGGAUUGAGAAGCUGCAAAAUGAAACUUUGGUGCAUUUUUUUUAGCUCUGAUCAUUAAUUGUCCCAUAUAGCACGACUGAAGUUUCUUGUUUCAAGUAACUAGUCAAGAGUCAUAGAAUUGUUGCUACUGUAAUACAAAGUUUUGGUCAAAAAAUGUGCCGAAUGAAUGACUUCCUAGAACUAGAAGGGGGGCCUUCUGCACCGUCCCCUGUGAUGGAAGAGGGUAUCUCGCCUGGUAUAAUUUCAAAUUCUGUGCCUGCUGUUACUGGUCUUAUCUAUUUAUGUAGAAACAUGGUAUACAGAACAUACAGCUCUGGACAUAGGAUUCUGCAUUGUUCGUUUGUUGUGCACAUGGAACAUUUUCCUUUCUAUUUUCUUCUUCUCUAAACCUACACACCUGACUUACAGAUGCAGAGCUAUUUGCGGAUAAAAGACUCUGAGUGGUUUACUAAUUCACCCACGUUUCAACUAGAGCGAGGGAACUUACAGAUCAUUCCAAAAGUUAUUCACCUUUGCAUCUCAUCUCCAGUUAUUCAUCUCGAAGUGGGUAGAAAGAUGGACAAUCAGAGGUGUUAGUGGGGAUGAGAUGUUAAAGUUUUGAAGGUGCUUGCAUCGUAUUCUUUAAACUUUGUUGCGAACAGAACCCCUCCGAAUGGUGGAAAAAAGGAAUCAUCUCAGCCUCUAAAUAGAACAAAGUUGAAGAACUAAAUAAAAGCAUAUACUUCAGGAAUUUUCUUUCAGUAUGCAGAAGCCGGUGCAACAGGCCUCUUUAAUAGUUCCAUCCAACCAACACUUUCAUUUGUUUUUGGGAGUAAAAGAAAGAUCCAACCAACAUAUCGACUGGGAAAAAUUAAGUAAAGAGAAAAAGAGAGAGUAGACUAGAGGGAAGCUGUUGGGACUUGAGACUUGAAGGUGCUUGUUGCCUCUCUGUCAGCAAAGAGUAACAUGCAAGAAGGUGACAAACCGUAGGUCUUACAAAGUGUCAGUCUGGUCCGGAGUUGCAGCCAAACUGGGUUAUCAUUUUUUAAUCAGCAGUAGGUUCAUUCCGUUUCGUUUUAAAUGAGAGGAAAGCUGCCAAAUAAAAAAAAAGUGCAACUAGAUAAUGUGGACACCAUCAUUAUAUUAUCAGUUUAUCACCUUGCUCAACCAAAAGAAUCGCCCCCUCCCAAAUAACCCAACUAAUCAACCUCAUAAUCCUUAUCCCUCAAAAUUGGGCUUUCAAGCUGUUGGUUAUUAUUAUUAUUAUUAUUAUUCGGCCGGGUAAAUGAGGAAUCAGGCUUGGAUUGGAUUUAAGCGCAAGGUGUAGCCUUAUGGGUUUUCGUUGUCACUCCAACGUGUAUGUAGGGGAUGGGGAAAGGGAAAGGGAAAGGGAAAGGCGAAGAGCGAAGAGCCAAAGAAGGGAAUAGACAUAUGGUUGUUAUCUUGUACUGUCUCCUGGGUGGUGGUACCAUUUUUACCAAUUUGUCUAUUCAUGAUAAUAAACCCACCACUUUUCUCGAAAAAUAAUGUCUCUUUGCUCCAUAUAUCUCUCUAUCUUUCUUCUUUUACUGGCAAAUUAUGGAAUGAGAAUCAAUUAUCUGGCACAGGCAGCAGCAGAAAAAAAAAAAAAAAACCUAUUAUCAUGUUAAUCUUCUAAGAGAUUUUUUGUUUUAUUGCUAAGCAAUGCUUUUUGUAUCAUUUGUUUCAACCGGUUUCAGUAUUGGAGGAGGGCAAAGUGGAAAACUACGUACUGUUACCCUUAU
Molecule: messenger RNA, 3733 nt
Organism: Durio zibethinus
Lineage: Eukaryota; Viridiplantae; Streptophyta; Magnoliopsida; Malvales; Malvaceae
Source: RefSeq, a predicted model, not a curated record